AUGACAGAAUCUCACAGACAUGACGUGCAUUCAGAAUACACAAGCAGCGUGCACGAGUUCGACAACAACUUACAUAGAGCAUUUCACAGCGUUCUCCGCUGUCCACCAGAACUUUGGCGAACCAUCCUGCAAUUCUGCGCGUCUCUCCCGCUACAGGCGUUUCGAAUCAGGACUCUGCGAGGAAUACCCCGGAUGUUUGUCUUGCGUAGAGCAUUUUUCCUCUUCUGGACAUUAACCGUGAUAUUGUUUGUGUACCUCAAGUGGUAUUUCCCUUUAUACUUAGAAAGCACCGUUAGUCGUAACAGUUUAGAGGAAUUUGGCAGAGACUGGUGUCGAAUGCGGAGGGUCGCAACGGAUUGGGAACUAGUCAGUAGCCCUUGCAGAGGAAUGACAAAGUUUAGCGUCAGUCUUCUAGGAUGGGGACUGGAAAAUAGGACAGACCCUGCUCAGAGUUAUAUUCCUAUUAUGGACAUUAAACCCGCAGGUGAUUUUAGCAGGUUUAGUAUCCAGUCCCAGACAUCUAACGGCCAACCAAAGACAGUGGGAGGUGAUGACUGGCGAGUCUUUAUUUGGGGACCAACUGCGCUUGCUCCGACUGUGAUUGAUCACGAGAAUGGAACGUAUGAGGUGUUUUUCCUUAUCUUGGAGCCUGGGACCUACCACGUAUCAGUUGUUCUGGAUUACUCCUUAUGUGACGGAAUGAAGAAUCCGCCAGAUUACUGGUUUAUGCUUGGUAUGUUACCAUGGUGACCAAUCCAGGUUGACAGGUGUGAGUUGGAGGUCGUAGGAAAGGGUAGAAUUAGAGGAUUAGAAUAGGAUUCUAGAAAACUGUCCACCUACCCCUCCAAAGACCCAAAAUUUUGCCCUAAGCAAGAAGGUAGUGUUGUUGUUGGCUUAGGAGAGGGGUGAAUGGGGAGUUUACCAGAAUCCCAUACUAAUCCGAAUUAAAAAUAAAAGAAAAACGUCUGACCAUUUAUGAGUUCCAAAUUCUUGAGGCGACUUGAAAUCAUGGUAUGGGCAAGGUUUCUAAGCACUUACAACAACAAAAAGAUGACAACUGUACUAAUCGAACUAAGCAUAAUUCGUUACUCUCCACACCCAUUCUUUUAUGUCUAUUGUGUGCCCUCGCACACCAUCCACGGUUUACUAUAUAUGAGCCACUGUCCUCACGAAGCCCAUGAUAUUUACUGUGCUUUUCACAAACAUGCGAACUCUAAAGUUCAAAAGCCGCCUUCACAAUUGCGUUUUUGGCUGCCGUCAAUCAUAAUUACGAUUACAAGCAACGAACCUUGAAACAAAGAAACAUACGAAACGGAUCGAAAUCCUCCAAUCACGAAUCAGAAACCAUGACCUUUUGAACCCGUUAAAGUAAAGUUUUGUUUCCUAAGAGGUCCGUUAGGAUGAUUGACGGCAGCGAAAAACGCGAUCGUCAGUUGGCUUUUGAACUUCAGAAUUCGCAUGUUUGUGAAAACCGCAGUAACAUGUUACCAAAAAAAAAAAAAAAAUGGGUUGAAAAAAUCCAGCAGAAAGAUUGCAACAACUGUUAUAGGCAUUGAACUCCUCCUUUGUAUUUUCUUAGGAAAUAUCCAUGGCAACGGGCAGCCGCAUGGAAUUUUAUGGGAACCUUAUGUCUACUUACAAACACCUCUGUGGGAAGGGAUACCCCUGACCAUAACGGUACCACCACCGUCAGGACCCACUAGAUACGAAGGUGAGAUUUGAUACCAGGGUAGUCACAAUAUGGUUUAAGUUACUGGGACUACUUGGUGGAAUUUUGGCAAACACUCGUCUCAUAAAUUGCUCAAUACGUGGUGUAAACCUCUUAACACAUUCUUUAGUGGAACAUGUCUCUUGCAUGCGCUUUAAACACUGAAAUAUAUUGACAUUUUCCUGACAAAAUUUCUCUUCAGAAUUUCUGAGUUACGGGCUUGGAAUUCCUUCGGCAUGUAACCGAAACUGUAAACUAUUAUGGGAUGGCUUUGGGCGCUGGAUCAAUGGGAGCUGGAAACCACAGGUGGCAGGUGAUAAACUCAGUACUCAUCACAUCAAGCUCUGUUAUGGUGUUCAAAAGCCUUACUUGAAAUACAGUGGAAACCCGUUAAUACGGUCACCAAUGGGUCAAAAAAAAUUGGCCGUAUUAACGGGGUGGCCGUAUUAUCGGCGCAGGCUCAAAUUCCAUGACUUGAGAACCGUAAUGACCUGAGUACACCGUAUAUAGCAUUUGCAUUUCUUGAACGACUGUUCGCAUUGAUAAACAACCGCAGUGAAGAUAUCUCAUACAGUAAUUGAAAAAACUACUUAAAAUUUUCCUUUAGUAAAUAAAACACUUUCAAAACUUAGCUAUAAAAUCGCAACAAGUGCACUUUGUGUGUACUGUAGUCUAAAAACAGUACAAAAGUAGGCUCAGAGUACUAGGUCAAUAAAAUUGACAUGUCACAGGCAUUUUAAUUUUCUAAAUUUCGAAGAAGUGUCCGUAUUAACGGGGUGAAAUUAUAAGAGAUUCUACUGUUUGGGAUAUUAAAAUGUUGGCGUUGGCCGUAUUAACGGGUGACCGCACAAACGUUUUUUUUUGUUAAGGAAAUGUGUGACCGUUUUGCCGGGUCGAAAAGAAGUGGCCAUAAUAACAAGGUGACCGUAUUAUCGAGGUGGCCGUAAGGCGGGGUUCUACUGUAAGCCGAGAUAAACAAUUUCAAACCUUCCUUUUCUUUGGAUAGAAGACGUGCCUGUAAUUAGGUUGAUUCUUAGGCUGGAAGAAGCUGUGUCCACUACUAUAAUAGCCUCACAUUUCUUUAAUUCUUUUAGACAAGACUAAGAGCGGACCUCCUGCUUAAGACUGACCGUUUACUAAUUCCAACAAUGAACUAUUAACUAAUUCCAAAACGUUACAUACCUACUUAAUCUUAAACUUACUUUCUACAUUACGCUUAUGAGCAUAACUUUAAUUAUAUGGCCAUUGUCGUCAGGACUAAUCAGUUUUAAGAUGUGGUGGAUUUUUCUUCUAAGCAAUACAUCCAUUCCUUUGACUACAUGGUAAUCCAAAACUAUAUCAUAAUAGGCUCGCACAGUUUUCGUUGCAUGCGUCUUUUUUCUCUCUCAAUGUACAAAGAAAUGCUUAAAAUGCAUUCACAUCUAUACCCUUAAAUCCUUUUCCUUUUUUUCGCAGGCUUAUGGCGGGAUACUUCGCCGAGGCAUCGAAAGGGAAUUCUGUGGAUUUAUGGGGAUUCAAACGCAGGAAGAUUUUAUCGCUCUAUCCGCAAGACGCCUCUUUGCAAAACAGUUUUUAAAGGCUGUACCUUUUCUUACAACUGGAUUUAUCCAAUUAAAAACGCUACCGUGGAAAUGAACCAAAGGAACUUUCUUCCUAUCAAUAUAACCCGAGUUUUAGAAGCUAUCGCAAAUGUCAUUCACUCGCCUCACAUGAACGACAAAAACAGCGUUAUUCUUCUCAAUCAUGGCUUACAUUUUAUAACUUCGACAAACUUUUCAACCUAUCGUGUAGUAAUCGAUAGGAUCGUAGAUUUGUUUAAAGGGACAAAGAAAAAUGAUCAAGGUGAGGAAGAACUAAAAUUCAAGGGGAAAAUGAUCUGGAAGACAAACGCGGCCAUACGCCGAGAAAGACUGAGACUUCCGCAUCACCACAAAAGGAGGUUUUUAACGCGACAGGUAUUGCUGACUUUUGUUCAUCAGUUUAACAUAGGAACGAUACGGGCUUUUCACUGACUCAACCAGAAAAAAAGUACGCAGGUGGGAAAAGCAAAGCUACUUAGCUUGUCACCAGUGAAAUUAUAAUUGAAUACCUCUGAGGAUGCGAAUCGUUCGGGGCAGAAUAUCUUUUUUGACGGCUUUAGCUGUUUUUUUUUUCAGUUGUUUAUUAGAAGAUACAAGCCACAGUUAUACAUUUUAUCAACUGACUGUUUUUCAGUCUUGUCAGUCUUGAAGCUGAUUUUGAGAAAAAAGAAAAACAAACAAAUAAACAAAAAACUGACACAAAAACAAAACAAAACAAUAGUUACUUUAGCUUUUAAGACCACUAAAAAGUAUUUGAAAAACCAGUAACACAUUACUCAAUACUUUUUGUCAAACAUUCAUUUUACACUGAAUAAUUCGGUAUCUACCUCUUCUUUUUUUUUUUUUCAGCGAGUCCAGCUAUACAACGCGUACGCAACCUGGGCCAUGUGUAGAGCAGGUUUUGAGGUGUUAGAUGUUUAUCCACUUAGCGCGUCCUUUCCGAAUGGUACAGACAACAGUUACGAUCCGUACGACAGUGUGCAUUACAAAGACAGCGUGUUUAAGCCAGCGGAGGAAAUUCUUCUGGAAUAUUUUAAGCCUUGGAUUGACGAACACAAUGACGAAAGACGUAGCGGAACCCGGAAAUCAACCGUUUGA
Messenger RNA from Porites lobata, 4386 nucleotides. The record is from the annotation of a GenBank genome assembly. NCBI's taxonomy places the organism in Eukaryota, Metazoa, Cnidaria, Anthozoa, Scleractinia, Poritidae.